GCAUUUUGCAACGUCUGUUCCUCACAAAAGGAAAUCUUCAACGCAACUAAAAGUUCUUGAGAAUCACACAAACUCGAAAAUGAUUUGCUUAAAUAACUAUCGAAGUCAAUUGAAGACAAAGAACCAUUUUUUGACAUUUCUACAGUUCCAGAUCUCUGCAGCUACCAUAUUGUUUAUGAUUAAUUGUUGUGCUGUUGGUUAUGCUGUAGAAAAUCUUACAAACGUAGAGAAAUUAAUACAAUUCAGAGACAAAGAUGUAAACCAUGAUGGCAAAAUCACUCACAAAGAAUUUGAAAAUUUCCACAAGGCAAUUGAUAAAAAUACUGAUGGUCUAGUAAGUGAAAAGGAAUAUACCGCUCAUUGGAAGGGUUUGGUUCGACCGAAAAUAAUAAAGGCCGCAUUUGCACUUGAGGAUUUGGACGACAGCAGAGCAAUUGAUUUCGAUGAAGAGAAUUUUAACUUUGAAUCAAUUGAUAAGGAUACAGACCAAAUAAUUUUAGAAUGCGAAUUCCUGGAUGAAUUUACGAGGUAUGUCCUGAAAGAGUAUACUGCAGAAACCCACUGUCAAUAACAACAACAACAACAAAAUAAUAAUGAUGAUGAUGAUGAUGAUAAUGACUGUUACAUACCUGUAAAUUCAAUAAAAUUUUUGCAUGUUA
Molecule: messenger RNA, 659 nt
Organism: Octopus bimaculoides (California two-spot octopus)
Lineage: Eukaryota; Metazoa; Mollusca; Cephalopoda; Octopoda; Octopodidae
Molecular function (GO): calcium ion binding
Source: RefSeq, a predicted model, not a curated record